Messenger RNA from Triticum dicoccoides, 1032 nucleotides. Its product is annotated as BTB/POZ and MATH domain-containing protein 2-like. The transcript has 2 exons. Lineage: Eukaryota; Viridiplantae; Streptophyta; Magnoliopsida; Poales; Poaceae. Gene Ontology annotation, biological process: protein ubiquitination. Gene Ontology annotation, molecular function: protein binding. The record is from RefSeq and is a predicted model, not a curated record. The coding region runs from base 1 to 1032 and encodes 343 amino acids.
AUGUCCUUCGCCGGUGUAUCUGUCAUCGCCAACGGCGAGCUCCUCGGCGAUGGCGUCGGAGGCCACCGGUGGCGCAUCUUGUACCACCGCGUGAGGGACAGCGGCAGCGACAGCAACAGCGAUCACGACAGCUACAGCGAUGGCGACAGAUACAGCGACUACGACAGCGACAGUGACAGCGGCAGUGACAGCGACAACAUAGUACUUCGUCUUCGAUUACGCCGUGGAGCUCCCGUGAAGGCAGAGGUUAAUUUCACAUUCGUUGGAACCGAAAACCAAGAUAGUCCUGUGUUUAUUAGUGGUAGCAAAAUAAUGAAUUUCAGAAAAAGAGGAGACUCCUGUCGUGAGAAAAUCACAGGUGAGGAAUUGGAGGAACACCUGAUGCGUGACUGUUUCACCGUCCGAUGCGACAUAGUGAUCAUCAACACUGGCGCCACCACCACCACUUCUUCUCCGGUAAUCACGAUGCCGCCGUCAGACAUGCAACAGAAUUUCAUCGACCUGCUCCGGGCCGGCGAGGGCACAGACGUGGUCUUCCAGGUCGGCACUGAGACCAUAGCCGCUCACCGCUGCGUCCUCGCGGCCCGGUCGUCCGUCUUCAGGGCGGCCCUCUUUGGCCCCAUGACGGAAGGCUCCUCGAUGAUCCCUGUUGUGCAGAUAGAGGACAUGGACGCGGCUGUUUUCCAGGCAAUGCUAAGUUUUAUCUACGGCGACACGCUGCCGGCGUUGAAGGAUGAGAUCAAGGACAUGGAUGUCGCGUUGCUGCAGCACCUGCUCGUGGCAGCGGACAGGUACGACCUCAGGAGACUGAUUUUGAUGUGCGAGAGGAAGCUGUGUGAGCACAUCAACGUUGGCACGGUUACGAGCAACCUGGCUGAGCAGCAUGGCUGCGACGAGCUGAAGAAUGCAUGCUGUGCAUUCCUCCGCUAUCCGGACAACCUGAUGGCGGCGGUGGACACCCACGGCUUUGAUGAUCGGAGCUGCCCCCCUGUUAUGAAGGAGAUGAUCCUUCGCAUGCUGCCGUCCAAGUAA